Molecule: messenger RNA, 1470 nt
Organism: Plasmodium gonderi
Lineage: Eukaryota; Apicomplexa; Aconoidasida; Haemosporida; Plasmodiidae
Exons: 2
Coding region: 1-1470 (489 amino acids)
Cellular component (GO): plasma membrane; endoplasmic reticulum; Golgi apparatus
Source: RefSeq, a predicted model, not a curated record
AUGGCACAAAAGAUAAAGAGAAAAGAAAAAACAAACAAGUCUAGAGAGUUGGUCUUUCAGGAAAAAGAAAAUUUUUUUGGCGAAAAGGACAUAAAUGACAAUGUCAUAUCACAAAAAGAGGAUGAAUUAUUAAAAUCUGAACAAUGUAGGAAAAAUAAAACAAAAAAUGACGACCUCACUGGGAAGAAAAAAAAUUUUACAAACCUAGAGGAGCAAUUUAAUUAUUUGAAUGACAUCAUAACGAAUGAAUCAUCCCUUGCUGAGUAUUAUAAAGAAAAUGUAGUACUCAACGGAGGUUCAAGCAGAAAUGGGAAAACAUCAAAUGGAGGAUCAUCAGUUAGGGAUGUAGCUCCAGAUGUUGUGAAAGACAAAAUGGGAAUAAUCAUCACCACUACUCGCCAUCGCACCUUGUCCACAUCAGGAAAUAAAAAAAGAACAAAAAUGGAUGGUGAUAGUUGGGAGGAAAGUUUAAAAGAAAAAAGCAAAAAUAGGAGAAAAAAUAAGAACAAUAAAUCAUCUCUAAUUGAAAAAUUUAAGCAGCAAGAGUUGAAAUCUAAACAGCGUUCCUGGACACCUGUGGGGUUGACUAUAGCAUACACAAGUGUCUCACUUAUUUUUAUAAUCAUAGGAAUCUUGUUUAUUAUUCUCUCUGCUACAAGAAAAGAAUGCAAAAUACCUUAUGGGGAUAGCCCACAAGAUCAGCUCAUACAUUUAAAAGUGGAUGAAUCCUUCUGCCAUGGCCCUGUAAGACCUUUUAAGAAAAACUCUUAUAUUUACUACGAACUCCAUAACUUUUAUCAAAAUCAUAAGAAAUACCUCAUAUCGAAAUCUCACAAUCAAUUAAUGGGAACAAUUUACACCAAAGCCAGCGAUCUGGGACACUGUUUCCCCAUCUCGAAGAACAAGGAAGGAAAGGUGCUACAUCCGUGUGGACUAGUAGCACGAAGCAUAUUUAAUGACACAUUUGAAUUAUAUAAAGACAAAGAGCUAGUUGAUAAAAUCGAAAUAGACGAAUCAAAGGAAGCAAUAACAUGGUAUAGUGAUUAUAAUAAAUUUAAAAAUCCACCAAAUGAAGAAAUGGAAUUGUAUAAGGAAUAUGUCGAUUUUUGGCUUAUGAAAGAAAAUUAUAUCAAUCUUUUAAACAUGAAUGAAAAAAAUGGAUAUGGAAUUGAAAAUUCUCAUUUUAUUGUAUGGAUGAAAACAGCUGCAUUGUCAGAAUUUAGAAAAAAAUAUGCCAGGUUAAAUGAGGAAUUAAAAUUACCAGUUUAUAUUAAAAUAAAAAAUAAUUUCCCUGUUAAAAAGUUUCAUGGGAAAAAGCAUUUUGUAAUAGCAGAAGGAUCUGUUUUCAUAAAUGAAAAAUCACGUUCCUUUGGUGUGUUGUAUGUAAUAAUAGGCGUUGUAUCUCUUUGUAUUGCUCUAUGUCUUGUUUAUAAUCAGUUGAAACAACCCAGAAUAAUGGGUCAUAUCUAG